AUGGAAGACGCAAGUCAACAGAGCCUCGAUGGAUUCGCCUCCGUCCCGUCUCCUGGUGACAGGGAUGCUGAUCUGCAUACCUUGACAGAUAAGCCACUUUCGCCAAAAGAUGAAAGGAUUGUUUCUGUGAAUCCUUCUGCGGACACAGCCAUGGCUAGGGCUCCAGAAAGCACUAAAGAUCAGCCUUCAACCUCAGGAAUAAGUGGGGCACUUAGCACUAUGUAUCCUCUCAAUGCUUAUACUCUGCAGGACCAGGGCAUUUAUUACGGAGGUUAUGACAAUGGCACUGGUAACUGGGAUGAGCAUUCUAACUAUGUCAAUAACUUACAUGUCAUGCCUCCGGCAAUGUACAAUGAUAAUCCACCACUCUUCUUUCCUACUGGCUAUGGCUUUGAUUCCCAGAUGGCAUAUGGGCAGUUUUCUCCUCUUCCUAGCCCUCUAUCUCCAAUAAUGUUCGAUGGUCAGUUGUACUCUCCACAUCAUAUGCCUGUGUCGUCACCUUACUAUCCACCCUCAGUUUCUCCUGGUCUGCCACAUGUUACUUCAGCAUUUCCCGUUUCUCAGUCUGAACUGAUGCCAUCAGAAAUUAGUGGUCAUGAAAACCCUAUGGACAAUGCACUUUUUGGGCCAGGAUCUGGUUUCUACGUGCCUUUUGGAGCUUUUGGUGGAGGGGAUAUUUCUGGAAGUAGUGGUGUUGGUCUCUACAAGUUUCCGGGUGACUUUGGAUCUAGUGAGUCACUGACAAACCAUUCAGUUCCCUUAGAUUCAGGCAAGUUCAUGUCUCCAUUGGCAGCUGGGACUGUAUAUCCCCAAUCAACUGGCAUACUUGGUUCAUACGAGCAAAAUGUUGCACAGACAUCAUUUCAAGGUUAUGGAUUGCCGUCGAACUCCUCGGCUAGACAUUAUCCGCAUGCUGGCUCUUACCAGCGCGGGUUGACUCCUACUCGGAACCAGUUCUCUACUGGUAAAGGUGGAAGACGUGAAAAGGAUAGAGACGCUGUCAGUGUUACUCACGACACACUUGGUAUCUCAAGUGAUCGAAAUCGAGGGCCAAGGUUUUCAAAGGCAAUGAACAAAAUUUUACCUGGAGAGGGCACGUCCGUUCAUAAAGAUGUUGAAUCUACUUCUGGUUUUGAUUUUAGUCAGUUCAAUGCCCCUGAUUUUACCACAGACUAUAAAAAUGCAAAAUUUUUUGUCAUCAAGUCUUUCAGUGAAGACAAUAUUCACAGAAGUAUUAAAUACAGUGUUUGGGCCAGCACAUCACUUGGAAACAGAAAACUUGAUGCUGCCUAUCGUGGAGCAGAGGAAAUCAAUGGAAUUUGUCCAGUGUUCCUCUUUUUCUCAGUUAAUGCUAGUGGACAGUUUUGUGGGGUAGCCGAGAUGGUUGGACCUGUUGAUUUUGACAAUGAUGCCAAGUACUGGCAGCAAGAUAGAUGGAAUGGGCAAUUUCCUGUUAAAUGGCAUAUCAUUAAGGAUGUACCGAACCGUAGCUUCUGCCACAUACUUCUUGAAAAUAAUGAGAACAAGCCUGUUACUCACAGCCGAGAUUCUCAAGAGGUGAAACUGGAACAAGGAAUUGAAAUGUUAAAAAUUUUCAAGAACCAUAAUGCUGAGACAUCCCUCCUUGACGAUUUUACCUACUAUAAUGAGCGAGAGAAAUCCUUGCCGGAAAGGAAGGUCAAACAGCAAUACAUGUCAACUGGAAAUGCAGCAGCUGCUGUCACUUCUUCUGAUUCAAUAAAUGAACUGUCCAAUAACCUGGCUGACACUCUUCAUUUGGACAGUGCUUCACCAUGUUCUAACCGUGAAGUUACAUUAUCACCAUGUUCCGAAGGCAGAAGUGGACUUCAAUGGCGGCACGCAGAGGGCCAUAAAUUAAAGCAAUAUGUCAAGCGCUUUCGAUCGAGAGUUCUCGUGAUUGAGGUUUUUGGUCCCUCAUGCGGAAGAUCUAAGAGAAGUUUCAAGGAUUUAUACUGCAAGCUGUUUUGUUGGGAAAGGAAAAUGUUGGAGGGUCCAAAAUUUACGGGAAUUAUAGACCUAAACUCUGCUCCUGACAAUUACAAUCUCUCUCAAAAUUUUUAUCAAAAGCUCAAUGAGGGGUCAAUCAUGUCAAUUGAUAGUUAUGGGAGCUUACGAAGCAAUGGUGGAGGUUCUGUGGACAUGUCAGUGGACAACAGCAGUGUUGGAUCAAAUGGUUCCCGCACGCGCAUCUUGGGCCAUCAGGGCCUCAAACAUGUCAAGAACUAUUCUGUUGCUGCAAGUGUCAAUCGUGGGAGAGUCUCUCAUGGGUUGAGCGAUGAUGCUCUAGCUCAAGCUUUGAUGGACCCUCGAUAUUCUACAGAGGGGCUUGGAAAUUAUGAAGAGUGGACGAUUGACUUGAGGAGGAUUAACAUGGGUCCCGCCUUCGCUCAGGGGGCUUUUGGGAAGCUCUACAAGGGUAUUUAUAAUGGCGAGGAUGUUGCAAUUAAGCUUCUGGAGAGACCAGAGAAUGAUGCAGAGAGAGCACACAUAAUGGAGCAGCAGUUUCAGCAGGAGGUUAUGAUGUUGGCGAAUUUGAAGCAUCCAAACAUCGUUCGCUUUAUUGGUGCGUGCCGCAAACCCAUGGUCUGGUGUAUUGUGACUGAAUAUGCAAAGGGGGGUUCAGUGCGUCAGUUCUUGACAAAUCGGCGGAACCGAUCCGUGCCUUUGAAAUUGGCAGUAAAGCAGGCCUUGGAUGUGGCUAGGGGAAUGGAAUAUGUGCAUGGGCUAAAUUUGAUUCACCGUGACUUGAAGUCUGACAAUCUUUUGAUCGCUGCUGACAAGUCGAUCAAGAUUGCGGAUUUUGGGGUUGCCCGUAUUGAGGUGCAAACUGAAGGGAUGACACCGGAAACUGGGACUUACCGCUGGAUGGCCCCGGAAAUGAUCCAGCAUAGGCAUUAUACACAGAAAGUUGAUGUGUAUAGCUUUGGGAUUGUCCUGUCAGAGCUCAUAACAGGGAUGCUUCCCUUUCAGAACAUGACUGCUGUUCAAGCAGCAUUUGCUGUCGUCAACAAAGGUGUCCGCCCGAACAUCCCCAAUGACUGCCUGCCUGUUCUAAGUGAGAUCAUGACCCGUUGCUGGGAUGCUAAUCCCAAUGUUCGGCCAUCCUUCAGCGAGGUGGUCAAAAUGCUUGAGGCUGCUGAAACCGAGAUCAUGACAACAGUCAGAAAAGCUCGUUUCAGGUGCUGCAUGAGUCAACCAAUGACUAAAGAUUGA
This is a messenger RNA of Fraxinus pennsylvanica, 3234 nucleotides long. Lineage: Eukaryota; Viridiplantae; Streptophyta; Magnoliopsida; Lamiales; Oleaceae. The record is from the annotation of a GenBank genome assembly.